Messenger RNA from Linum trigynum, 2534 nucleotides. NCBI's taxonomy places the organism in Eukaryota, Viridiplantae, Streptophyta, Magnoliopsida, Malpighiales, Linaceae. The record is from the annotation of a GenBank genome assembly.
AACCCAGAAAAGCUUUGCUAACCCAGCAAUUGAAACCCUUCCAAACCAACCAAAUCCAGAAUUGCUCCUUCUCCUCCUCAAACCCAGAAUUGGAACCCCCAGAAAGUAACAAACACAAGAAGAAGAAAAAAAACGCAUGCAUCCUAAUCCUUCUCCCACCGUGGCCGCUAGUCUCGCACCGAACCUUUUACUCGUUGAUCUCCAACUAGCCUUAGACUUGUCAUUCUCGGCCUUAGACUCGUCAAUCUUUGUCUCGGGCACCUUCUCCUCCUACAUCCGCAGCCUCACCAUCAGCCCCCACCUCGCGGAAACCCCUUCAUUUGCCGAAGCAAAACCUACAAAAAAAUUUUUUUUAAACAAGACUGGUCCAAUCAAUGCUCUCACCGGAACUCUCCUCCAUCACGGGCUCUCGAUCCGCCCAUCACCUCUUGAGCUCGGCGCCAUCGUCGCAUGUCAAUCUCUCUGCCCAUCGCCUCUCGAUCUAUCCACCCCUUACCUCUUGAUCUCUCUGCCAUCGUCGCCGGAUAUCGGCAAUCAUUGCCCUCUCAAUCUCUCUGCCAGCAUCGCUGGUUAUCGCAAGAGGAGGCAGCUAGCGGCGGUCUUUUUGAGAGAGGAAGGAAGAGAUGAAAGCUUCGUCUUCUUUGAGUGUAAGGAGUAGGUGAAGGGUCGUUUUUUGGAGAGAACAAAGAAGGGGAGAAAAGAAGGGAAGUUUAAAAGGGGAAGAAAGAGUAAAUGGGGUGAGAUAAAAGAGGGACGAGGGGCGGACGUUUCAGUUAGAAUUUUAGGGUUAGGUGAUUUUUUUAAUGGUGAGAAGGGAGAAUUUUCAAAUUUUUAUGGGGAAAGUUUUGGCAGAAAAGGAAAUUUUUGAGCCAUAAUUUUUUUUCAAAUGGGCGAUUAAAUAUUGGAGCCAUAAAUUUUUAGGGGACAGUUAAAAUUGGGCGGGACUGAAAUUUUUAUUGUGUGGUGAUGUUUUUUUUUGUUUUUUUAUGCUGAACACAAGCAAAUAUGACGAAAAUGCCUUUUGUCAAAAAUGAAACCACUAUAUUAUGACGAACAUGUCUUUUGUCAAAGCCGGAACCACUAUAUUAUGACGAACACGUCCUUUUGACAGCUCCUCGUGGGAUUAUUUCUAUCUAUUGUGACAAAAUAUUUUGUCAUUUAAACAAUUUAGGAAGACAUAAUAUGACAAAAGCUAUUCUCACGAUAUAAUUUGUCACUUUUCUGUAUCUUACAUUCCGAUAUGGGAUGCCUAUUGUGACAAAUUUAAUUAUGACACAAAAUAUUUGUCACAUCACUCACUUUAAAUGACGAAUUAUUCUGACAACAAUUUUUUUUGUCACAUUAGACAUACCAAAUAGGACAUAUAUUAUUUUUUUCAUAUCACCGUACCUAUUGUGACAAAUAAAAAAUGACAAAAUAAAUUUUUUGUCCUAAUAGGCCAAAUCUGUUGUAGUGUCCUUUUAUACCCAGAUCGCAUGCUUGUCACGGUCUCAGAGCACGAUCGCUUCUAGAAGUUCAGACCUUGAUCUCAUACAAAAUUUUGUCGUUUUAUUAAUUAAAGGUCUUCACGGUCUCUAGGAGAUUAUCAAGGUUAUCACAGUCUCGCGACCGUGAUGUUAUUUAGGCCUGCGAGGCACAAAAAUUGCUCAAGUCUCCUUGCACUUCACGGUAUGGGCCUCUUUAUCACAAUCGGCCUAACCAUGAUAAUCGUGCUUCCACCGUGAUCCUCGGAUUUUUACUUCCUUCGAUCCGCUUUCGCCCACUUUCGUUCAAAUUUUUCUCCCAAAGUCAAUAUCACCUGAAACAUGCUGGAAACAUGCACAACCUAGCGUAAAAUCGAACCUCAAGCGACGUAAACGCCUCAAAUGCCUCAAGAACAUGGGGUGAAAACGUUGUACAAUCCUGAUGCGCAUAUUAUUAUUGAACAACGAUGUACGUACAACGUGGCGAGUAAAGAUGCCAAUAUACCCGACUAGGCAAAAUUGUAUAAGCGCAUCAUCUGGUAACCUUGGAUCACACCCUCGACUUCUAGCACAUACGAGCUGCCGAUUUCUUAUUUCAUUAGAUCCCACCUUGUGUCGAAGCAUUUACCCAAACUAGAUGGAGACAAGAACCCUUCAUAUUUCUCCCUUGAGGCAUCACGUCGUUAAAUCGAGCAUGACUGCUAUAUCUAUUUCCAUCCAAAACGACUUGGAUUUAUAUACUUGCUCCUCGAAGGAGUGCAAGAUGGACUUAAGAUCUCAUCGAAUUGAAAAAUAAAGAAAUAUAUGAAAUCAGACAUCACACAUAUGAAAUAAACACAAUCGUAUUAAACCAAACAACGAGUUUACAUGGUUAGAAUUGUAAAUUUAAAAAGGGAAAAUGAACUUCUUUUACAAAAAUUACAAUGGAGAUUCUAUGUCGUGGAAUUUAGGUCGUCGACAAGAGAAGAUGUAACGGGAAGCAAUAAUAAUAAUAAUAAUAAUCAUAGAUAUUGAUUAUUAUGAGUAUAUAUAUGCUUUAAAAUUAAAAGGAAAUGAAAUUGUGCAAAAUUU